Molecule: messenger RNA, 1578 nt
Organism: Penicillium atrosanguineum
Lineage: Eukaryota; Fungi; Ascomycota; Eurotiomycetes; Eurotiales; Aspergillaceae
Product: cytochrome P450
Exons: 5
Coding region: 1-1578 (525 amino acids)
Molecular function (GO): monooxygenase activity; heme binding; iron ion binding
Source: RefSeq, a predicted model, not a curated record
AUGGCAUUGUUAGCCUCCCUUCCCUCCAGCCCGUGGGUCCAGAGCCUCGUGGCCCUUGGCUUGCUGCUCCUGACAAAGCUUGUUUGGGAUAAUUUCCUGUCGCCUUUGAGAAGUAUUCCGGGCCCGCUCCUGGCCAAGAGUACCAACGUUUGGCGUGCCUAUCACACCCAUCAGGGAUGUGUUGAUCGCAAGCAUGUAGAGCUGCAUCUUCGAAUCGGGCCCAAUUGCGUGAGCAUCUCGGACCCCAGUUUGAUCCGCACUAUUUACUCCACACGCAAUCCAUGGAAGAAGAGUGAUAUGUACCGCCCGAACGAUGUCUUGAUCGAGGGUCACCGAUUGUCCAAUUUAUUCAACACCCAAGACGAUGAUUGGCAUGACCAGAACAUUCGACCUAUUCGGAGUCUGUGGAGCAUGACAAAGGUCCUGGAAUAUGAACCUCUUAUCGACGAGACCCUGAACAAGUUCGUGGCGAAGCUUGCGGCCAAAUUUGUGGACGGCGCAAAUGCGGGGACCAUCUGCCCUGCCGAUGAAUGGAUUGGGUUCUUUGCCUGGGAUGUCACGGCCAACUUCAGCUUCGGUCGCCACUAUGGCUUCAUUGAUCAGGAGAAGGAUGUAGACAACCUCAUUACCGAUUCUACUGAUGGUUUGAUCUACUUCGCACCCGUCUCUCAAAUCCCAUGGGUUGACAACCUCCUCGACAAGAACCCGAUUAGGCGAAUCGGCCCCAAGCCAACCCUGACCGGAGUCCUCUACGCCUUCAAAGUCGUCGCUGAAUACCAAGCCCAGCUCGCCUCGAAAACAAUCACCGCUGGCACCGUUGACCACACCCUUGACAAAUACGUCCAGCUGAAAGAAACCCACCCGGACAUGGUCAAUGACCAACAAAUCGUUAACUGGCUGAUGCUCAGCAUCCUCGCUGGUGGCGACACAAGCUCUGCGACCAUGCGCGCCAUCGUCUACUACCUCUCCAAGUCUCCCUCGGCAACUGCAAAGCUCGUUGCCGAGCUCAAGGAAGCUACUCUCGCCACCCCUGCCCCCUGGAAGUCAAUCCGGGAUCUGACCUACCUGGACGCCGUCAUCCGCGAAGCAAUGCGCAUUAACCCCGGCAUCGCUAUGAUCUUCGAGCGUGUUGUUCCGGAAGGUGGAUUCACACUCCCUGAUGGACGGUAUAUCCCAGCUGGAACUAAAAUUGGCAUCAACCCCUCCGUCACGAACCGCGACUAUGAAGUCUUCGGAGACGAUGCGGACAACUUCAACCCGGACCGCUGGCUACAGGGCAAGAACGAAAGCGACGAGCACUUCGAGUCUCGUUCGAGGCGCAUGAAAGAUACCGUUGACUUUGUCUUUGGUGGUGGUGGCCGGAUCUGCAUGGGUCGGUAUCUGGCUGUGCUAGAGAUCAAGAAGUUGAUUGCUACAUUGUAUAACUUGUUUGAUGUGAGUGAAUACUUGGAGACUGAGAAACGGCGCGGAGCUAACUGGUAUCAGAUUCAAUUGGUGGAUCCGAAACAUGAGUGGACCUACAGGAAUGCCUGGUUCGUGUACCAGUAUGAUAUGCCUAUGACCAUCCGUCGUCGAUAG